Molecule: messenger RNA, 3245 nt
Organism: Zootoca vivipara (common lizard)
Lineage: Eukaryota; Metazoa; Chordata; Lepidosauria; Squamata; Lacertidae
Biological process (GO): regulation of transcription by RNA polymerase II
Molecular function (GO): DNA-binding transcription factor activity, RNA polymerase II-specific; RNA polymerase II cis-regulatory region sequence-specific DNA binding
Source: RefSeq, a predicted model, not a curated record
GUCCUCCUUUCCUGCUUUGGUGUCUCUCCUGCAAGGGCUGCGUCUCUGUCCCCUCCCUCCUGGGAUGAUCGGGAUCUGCUAGAGCUUCUCGUUAAGAGGGACAGAACUUGGCAGAAGACCAAAGGGUUCCUUCCGAUCUCUUAGAGGCUUCCUUAAAGCACAGAUGGAUGAGCAAGACUCAUCUGGCCCUGAAGCAGGAAGAGGCCAUGCCAUCCAAACUGGGAGCAGUGGGGAAUUCUGGGAAAGGUCUGUGCAGAAGAUUCUGGUUGAGGAGGACACCCUCCGCUCAGAGGUGCAGAGCCAGCAGUUGAGGCAGUUCUGCUGCCAGGAGGCUAAAGGACCCCGAGAGGUUUGCAGCCGACUCUACCACCUUGACCGUCAGUGGCUGAAGCCAGAAAGGCACACGAAAGCUGAGAUGCUGGACCUGGUGAUCUUGGAGCAGUUCCUGGCUGUCCUUCCCCCGGAGAUGGAGAGCUGGGUGAGGGACUGUGGAGCAGAGACCAGUUCCCAGGCGGUGGCCCUGGCCGAAGGUUUCCUCCUGAGUCAGGCAGAGGAGAGAAAGCAGGAAAUGGAUCCAUUUGCAGAAAUGGACCAGGAUUCCUGUGAGGCAGAGAGGCCUCCGUUGAAAACGAGAGAGAAGCCACUGGGUGACAGAAUGAUGCUGGCAAGACCUCCUGAUCCGUCUUUUCAUGGGGGCAGAAGGGAAACAGCGGCUGUGGAACCAGAUCAGGGUCCAGUGUGCUUUGAAGAUGUCGCUGUUCGUUUCACGAAGGAGGAGUGGGCGUUGCUGGAUCCUGACCAGAAAGCUCUACAUAAGGACGUCAUGGAGGAGAAUCGUGGGAUCGUGGCCUCUCUUGAUUGUGAUGAAUUGGAAAUCGAUAACAAGGGAGACAACAAAAUCCCCAGAGAGGAGAAGCGAUGUAAAAAUUUGGAGUAUGCAGAGAGCUGCAGUCAGAGCUCCCAUUCCACUUCUCAACAAAGAAAUCUCAUUGGAAAGAAACCCUAUCAGUGCGUGGAAUGUGGAAAGAGCUUCCGUCGGAGCACCGAUCUCACUUCCCAUCAAAGAAUUCAUACAGGGGAGAAACCCUAUCAGUGUGUGGAAUGUGGAAAAAGCUUCCGUUGGAGCACCAAUCUCACUAUCCAUCAAAGAAUUCAUACAGGGGAGAAACCCUAUCAGUGCGUGGAAUGUGGAAAGAGCUUCCGUCGGAGUGCUGAUCUCACUAUCCAUCAAACAAUUCAUACCAUGGAGAAACCCUAUCAGUGUGUGGAAUGUGGGAAAAGCUUCCGUCGGUGCGCCGAUCUCACUAUCCAUCAAAGAAUUCAUACAGGGGAGAAACCCUAUCAGUGUGUGGAAUGUGGUAAGAGCUUCAGUAUGAGCUCCCAUCUCACUUCCCAUCAGAGAAUUCAUACAGGGGAGAAACCCUAUCAGUGUGUGGACUGUGGAAAGAGCUUCACUCAUAGCUCCCAUCACACUUUCCAUCAGAGAAUUCAUACAGGGGAGAAACCCUAUGUGUGCUUAGAAUGUGGAAAGAGCUUCCGUCGGAGCACCGAUCUCACUUACCAUCAAAGAAUUCAUACAGGGGAGAAGCCAUAUCAGUGCAUGGACUGUGGAAAGAGCUUCAGUACGAGCUCCAAUCUCACUAAGCAUUCUAGUAUUCAUAGAGGGGAGAAACCCUAUCAAUGCAGGGAAUGUGGAAAGAGCUUUAAUCAGAGUGGCAAUCUCACUUCCCAUCAAAGAAUUCAUACAGGGGAGAAACCCUAUCAGUGUGUGGAAUGUGGAAAGAGUUUCAUUAAGAGCACCAAUCUCACUUCCCAUCAAAGAAUUCAUACAGGGGAGAAAGCCUAUCGGUGUGUGGAAUAUGGAAAGAGCUUCAUUGGGAGCACCGAUCUCACUCCCCAUCAGAUAACUCAUACAGGAGAGAAACCCUAUCAGUGCAUGGAAUGUGGAAAGAGCUUCAGUCAUAGAUCCUCUCUCAUUUCCCAUCAGAGAAUUCAUACAGGGGAGAAACCCUAUCAGUGUAUGGAAUGUGGAAAGAGCUGCAGUACGAGGUCCGAUCUCACUAAGCACCACAGAAUUCAUACAGGGGAGAAACCCUAUAAGUGUGUGGAAUGUGGGAAGAGUUUUAGUCAGAGCCACAGUCUCACUUCUCAUCAACGAAUUCAUACAAAGGAGAAACCCUAUCAGUGUGGGGAAUGUGGAAAGAGCUUUAGUCAGAGUGGCCAUCUCACUUUCCAUCAAAGAAUUCAUACAGGGGAGAAACCCUAUCAGUGUGUGGAAUGUGGAAAGGGCUUCAUUGAGAAGUCCAAACUCACUUCCCAUCAAAGAAUUCAUACAGGGGAGAAACCCUAUCAGUGUGUGCAAUGUGGAAAGAGCUUCAGUAAGAACUCCUCUCUCACUUCCCAUCAAAGAAUUCAUUCAAAGGUCGAAAAUACCAUUAUGCAGCUUUAGGAGCUAAGCAAAUACGGACCUGUUUAACCAGGCCUUUGGCUGAUCUAAUGCCCUUUUAAAAUGUGGUGGGGACGGGAGUUACAGAUGUGUAUUUUGUAUUUUUAUAUUGUGUUUUUACGUUGUAACCGUCCUGAGACCUGUGGGUGUAGGGAAUUGGACCCAACUCUUAGAGGCCGAGGGGUCUUUGCCUCCAUAAAAUAAUUGAGGGGGCAACCCCCCAGUUGAUAGGUAUUGCCAUUCCAGUGAUAUGCAUGUAUCAUGUGAUUGAUUGUGGAAGGUGGGCCUUAGCUGCCCCCCCCACAAUAUUUUAUUCAAGUUGGCACCACUGGGUCAGGUGGUAUACAAGUUAAAUAAAUACAUAAAUCCCCUUCCUUUGCACAUGUUCUAACUUGUCAAUAUCCUUAUUUAUUAUCAUUUUUAAAAAUGAUGUGCCCUUCAUCUGAAGAUAUCACAACAGAAACAUACAGGAUGAAAGCAUGACUUUCUCAAAAACAAGUGAAGCUAGAGAAAUCUCUCCUUCACCAACAACCCCCUCCUCUUCCCAGGGUGGGUUUAUAUAGUCCUCCUAACUCUGCCCCCUAGGGUUCUAACUGGAUUAUCCCUUUAACUCCUUCUAUGCUGUCCCUAAAUUUGGGGUGAUCGUCACAGGAGGUGACAACAGUUGGUGCAAUAAUUAGCAAAUGGAAGAAACACAAAAUAACUGUCCAUUUCCCUCGGUCUGGGGCUCCAUGCAAGAUCUCAUCUCAUGGAGUUGCAAUGAUCAGGAGAACGGUGAUGAAGCAGCCCAGAACUUGUG